AUGCCUCGACGACGUGUGAUGAACUCCGAAAGUGAAGAGUCGGACUUCGAGACUUGGGAAACUCCUAGUGCUUUAACGGCAGCGUAUGAUCAAGGCGAGGAACCGUCCAGCAACACGAUGUCCACAAUUGAGGAGUUUGAAUCACUUGCGGGCAAGAAGUUGAGUGAGGAAGAUGAGAAAUACGUAGCUUGGGCUCUAGUCAAAUGGGAUGGCCUGGGCUAUGAAGAUGUGAAAGUGCCAAAACGGAAAAAACGCGCAAGCAUGGAGAAGGAUGGAAAAAAGUGGCUACUGUCCAAAAAGUUUACAGUCGAUCUCCCUCCAGACGUCGGUCAGAGUCCUGGGCUCAAGCUCAUGCCCUUCCAAGUCGAUGGCGUGAAUUGGCUUUGCCAUAACUGGAACAUAGACCAAAACUGUAUUCUCGCGGAUGAGAUGGGUCUUGGGAAAACUGUCCAGAUCGUAACUUAUCUCGGGUACAUCAUCUCCACCUUCGGCGCUUCGCCGGCUCUUGUUGUCGUUCCCAACUCCACCCUCACAAAUUGGGUCCGUGAAUUCGAGCGAUGGGCACCGAAUUUGCGCGUCGUUCCGUUCUAUGGCGAGGCCAAGGCUCGCGAUAUCAUUAAGAGAUAUGAGCUUUUCCACACCAAAAUUGCGAAGGAUACCACCGGAGCCAAAUACCACGUCUUGGUCACAACAUAUGAGACGAUCACGAACAGCCGAGAAUUUAGCCUUUUCAAGACCACGCCUCGCUGGGAAAUGCUGGUGGUAGAUGAGGGACAGCGUCUCAAGAGCGAUGCGAGCCUCAUCUUCAGAAGACUGAAAGAGCUCAACACGUUCCAUCGCGUCAUCAUGACCGGGACUCCUCUGAACAACAACAUUCGCGAGUUAUUCAACCUCAUGAACUUCCUUGAUCCCGACGAAUGGGAAGAUCUGGAGGGGCUGUCCAAAGAAUACGAGGAGCUCACUGACGAGUUGGUCAAGCAGCUCCACAGCCAGAAUCUCGACAUCUUACGGAAGCUCGCUGAAGGUAGCUCCACCCAGAAGAACAAGGCCGCUCUCACGAAGACGAACAUGAACAACAUCUUGAUGCAACUUCGCAAGUGUCUACAACAUCCGUACCUUGUAUCCGAGACCAUUGAACCACGAGGACUGCCUCCAAACGAGACUCAUGAGCGGCUUUUCAGCAUUGCACUCGACGUUGUCGAAGACUUCCUCGUUGGCGAGAACAUCAAAUAUCUCCGUCUUGAUGGGAGCACGAAGCAGCUCGACAGGCAAAAGGGCAUGGACGAAUUCAACAAGCCCAACUCCGAUAUUCUGAUAUAUCUCUUGACGACUCGUGCCGGUGGUGUCGGUAUCAAUCUCUGGAGUGCAGACACGGUGAUCGUUUUCGACCCCGACUUCAACCCCCAUCAGGAUCUCCAAGCCAUUGCCCGAGCACAUCGAUAUGGCCAACAGAAAACCGUACUGGUGUUCAAGUUCAUGGUCAAGGAAUCCGCAGAAGAGCGCAUUAUGCAAACUGGAAAGAAGAAGCUUAUCCUUGAUCAUCUUAUCGUCCAGAAGAUGGAUGACGAGGAGGGGAGCAAGGAAGACGUCCAGUCGAUGCUUAUGUUCGGCGCGAAGGCGCUCUUCGAAGAGAACGCGGAAACAGUUGCUCGAGAAGUUCAUUACUCGGAGCACGACAUCGAGAGUCUCAUCGAGAAGACGGAGAAGGAAGGAGACCAGGUCGAACCUGAAUCCAACGCCGGGUCUCUGUUUGCGUUCGCAAAAGUUUGGUCGGCUGACAAAGAGGGUGUCGAAGAUUUAGCGGACGACGUUCCUGAAAACGCUGAGGAAGCGGACUCAUGGACGAAGGCUCUCGAGCUAAUUGCUGCUCGGAGAGGUGCCGAGAAAGAACAGGAGCUCACAGGACGUGCAAGAUCUGGACUUUGGGGAUUCUCCGAGAAAGGACAAGGCGAAAUCCAAGAAGAGGAGGAAGCAAAGGGAAAACUAGGCUCCGACGAUUCGGACUUCCAUGCACCAGCCUCCAAAUCUGACAGCGAGUCCGAUGAGACAACAGACGUGCCUAUGGACGUAGACGACAUGCUCACGUGCCCGAAUCGGCAGUCCCUGACAGGCUCUCUGGAUGACGUGUGUGGACUGUGCGCCCAACGGCAUGCCCCGGGGUCGUGCGUCAUGACGGAGGACCCUGAGAAUUUGGCUCAGUACAGGCUCAUGCUCAUGCAACAUGCUGGAGACGAGACGCCUGAGGAAAGGCGUGCCGCCAUCCGGGUCAUUGAUGAGACGCUCUACCACCUGGGGAAGAUUAAACUAAUCUAUGGCCAACCGCUGCACCUCGUGGAAACUCCUGAAGCACCUGUACCCCCGCGACCCGCGAAGAAGCCAAGGACGGCAAAUACCCUCGCCCGUCCAGCGGGUCAAGUGCAACCACCGGUGCCUGCUGCUAAUAUCGCCAACCAGACCCGACCAAUCGUCGGUCCAUCACGCAUCCAGGGUGUCACGCCUACGGCUGGCCCAUCUACCGCAGCUCCCUACACAGCCGACGUGCGGCGUAGCCACCCGACCACGGCUUCCGCGCGCACACCCACGCACCCGCUGUUACCGAGGGGAUCAACUACGCAAGCGAACGCCAGCGGUGCACAUCACCCAAGCAAUCCAGCGGCUUUCCCAGACCCUGCGCGCAAGGCAACCGUGCAGCGCCUCAAGAGCAUCCUGGUCGACCAGCAAAGACGUCUGCUGGCGGCGUCAUCGGCCCAGGGCGACCUGCCUCUUCGGCCAUCGAUCCGAGUGGCGAUCCGUGACACGCACCAGACGUGUUCCAGGGUGUGCUCGUGCCGUGCCGCGAACGUGAUAGACUAA
Messenger RNA from Epithele typhae, 2853 nucleotides. RefSeq names its product P-loop containing nucleoside triphosphate hydrolase protein. The transcript has 16 exons. Gene Ontology annotation, molecular function: ATP binding; ATP-dependent chromatin remodeler activity; DNA binding. The record is from RefSeq and is a predicted model, not a curated record. Gene Ontology annotation, cellular component: nucleus; chromatin. Gene Ontology annotation, biological process: chromatin remodeling; negative regulation of transcription by RNA polymerase II. Lineage: Eukaryota; Fungi; Basidiomycota; Agaricomycetes; Polyporales; Epitheliaceae. Bases 1 to 2853 code for a protein of 950 amino acids.